AUGAGCUGGAACUUGAAUGGCUUGACCUUCGCGAUCAACGUUGGCGAAACCUAUGGUGGAAUGAUGGUUGGAUUGUUGCUGGCGGCGCUCUUGUGUGGGACCGCGAGCAUACAAGCUGCCAUCUUUUUCUGUGCAAAAAAGACAGACCCAAUCUCCAAUAAGAUAUCGGUCGGUCUACUAUGGGUGUUGGACGUGUUGCAACUGUGCUUUGUUUUCAAUUCGACAUACUUCUACGUUGUUGAUCAAGUAGGAGUGUCCUCCCCGCCAUUCAUCUGGAGUUUCCAAAUACAAAUCUUCAUGCAGACUCUUAUCAUGAGCUCAACGAAACUGCUUUAUACGAGUCGCUUGUGGAAACUCAAACACCUUGUCUCGAAAUGGGUCCCAAUUGGAUUGAUCGUUUAUCUAUCUAUUGACUUUGGUUUGGGGGCUGUGUUUGCUUAUGAAGUCUUUACUGUCGACGUAUUACCUGAUCUUGCGAGCGUAAAAUUCAAACCCAUUGUCAUCUUGUCAAUGUGCAGUACUUCAGUUUCUGAUUUACUUGUUGGCGGAACACUACUUUAUGCCCUUGCCAAGUCCCAUACGGAUCUGAGUUGGACGAGUUCGAGCGGCACGAUGCUUGUGGCUUAUCUCGUGAACACGGGAAUCAUCACAGGCAUGUUCUCCGUAGCAGUUGUCAUAGCAUUUGCCAUAGGCGUACAACAUCCGUUGUACAUUGUCUCAGAAAUAGCUUUACCCCAAUUUUAUAUCAACUGCUGCUUUUCAAUGUUGAAUGCGAGUGUUUACUUUCAGACAAAUCAGGCCUCCAAAGUUCCACCCAUAACACACAUAUUACCUUACUUCAACAACGACGACCCUACAACCUCCAUCCUUUUAGGCCAAUCUCCACCCAACUCGAGUUCUAGAUUGAAUUUAAAGCUCACCGGAAUGGCAACAUCAGACACGAACGUUCCCACCAUUAAUGAGAUAGGUCUUCCGCUAUUCCAAGUGGAAGAUAAACCCGAGCCUAUAGUACGUCAAAUGCCUGUUGAGGUCGUGAUACAAAGGGCUCACCAUGCGAUAACUUCGGAUUUGCGACAUGGACGCGGCACUGUGGUUGUUCAUUCAUGA
Messenger RNA from Lentinula edodes (shiitake mushroom), 1107 nucleotides. RefSeq lists its product as uncharacterized. Lineage: Eukaryota; Fungi; Basidiomycota; Agaricomycetes; Agaricales; Omphalotaceae. The record is from RefSeq and is a predicted model, not a curated record. Bases 1 to 1107 code for a protein of 368 amino acids. The transcript has 19 exons.